This is a messenger RNA of Verticillium alfalfae VaMs.102, 1731 nucleotides long. Its product is annotated as KH domain-containing protein. Gene Ontology annotation, biological process: regulation of gene expression. The record is from RefSeq and is a predicted model, not a curated record. Gene Ontology annotation, molecular function: mRNA binding. The coding region runs from base 1 to 1731 and encodes 576 amino acids. Lineage: Eukaryota; Fungi; Ascomycota; Sordariomycetes; Glomerellales; Plectosphaerellaceae. Gene Ontology annotation, cellular component: nucleus; cytoplasm. The transcript has 5 exons.
AUGGCUGAACAACCGCGCGACCUGUCGUCGAUCCUCGCCGCCCUUGGCGCUGCGCAGCGCGGUCCCUCGACGACGCCCACACAAGGACAACCACCUGCUCAUCCCGGUUACCCCCCGCCCCCCGGCGUUCAACAACCGCCUCCCUCCUACCCUCCCAUGCCCCAGGGCGCAGCUCCGCCGCUUCACUAUCCUGGCGCCAGCGGCUACCCGAUGCCUCAACCCUCGGCCUCUGGCAGCGUCGACCUCAGCUCUAUCCGCCCUGUCAAUUCUGGUACCGUCAGCCUUGCUGAUGCUAUUGCCCAAGCCAAGGCUUUUGCCGCCGAGAAGGGGGUCAGCUCCUACGAUCGACCAGUCGUGUAUGCCAAUGAACCGCCUCGCGGGCCGCAAGAUCCUCGCGCUUAUCAGCAAAACUCUCGUUCCCGAUCACCACCCUCGCGCCGUGACCCUUACCGAGACGGAGGCAACCCCUACCGCGAUGAGCGUCGUGAGGAUCGAGGCCCCUCUCGCGACUACGGCCACGGUGGUGGCCACGGUCGCGAGCGUUCCUACUCCCCAGGCCCCCGAGGCGGAGGCCGCACCUUUUCGCCCAAGAACGGCGGUGGCGGCGGCCGCGAGCGCUCCCCUCUCCGUAGCAAUGGUGGCGACGACCACGCCGAGACCAUUCAGAUCGAGUCCAGCCUCGUGGGCCUCAUCAUCGGCCGACAGGGCGAGAACCUCCGUCGCAUCGAGGGAGAGAGCGGCUGCCGUGGCCCAAGGCCACGCCGCGCCGAAGUCAAGACUGCCAUCAACCGCAUCAUCGAGGACAGCGGCAUGAGUGUGAUCAACCGAGGUGGAGCCCUCAAGUCGCAAGGUGAUCCGCGCGCCGGCGGCAUGGGCGGCCCCGCCCCCAAGGAGGGUGAAGACUGCCUGCAGAUUAUGGUGCCAGAUAGGACCGUUGGCCUCAUCAUCGGACGUGGCGGUGAGACGAUUCGCGACCUUCAAGAGCGUUCCGGCUGCCACAUCAACAUCACGAGCGAAGCCAAAGAGCACCAACGGCCCUUCGCCCCGUCAACCUCAUUGGGCUCUCCCCAGGGCCGCUGCCAUGGCCCAAAGGAGGCAAUUCUAGAGAUCGUCGACAAGCGACAGCCGUGGGUGACGGCCAGCCGGUCCCGCCCAAGAGGGGCCCUCGACAGGACAAUGCUCGAGAUGGUCCUAGUGGCGGCGGCGGGUGGCGGCGGUCAUGAUAAGAUCAACGACACUAUUCACGUUCCAUCUGAGGCUGUUGGUAUGAUCAUUGGCAAGGGCGGCGAAACCAUCAGGGAGAUGCAAAAUAACACUGGGUGCAAAAUCAAUGUUGCCCAGUCGUCUGGUCCUGGUGAAGUUGAGCGCGAAAUCGCCCUCAUUGGCAGCCGCGAAAGCAUCACGCAAGCAAAGGCAGCGAUCGAAGAGAAGGUGGACGCAGUGCGCCAAAAGAGCGGAGGUGGUGGCGGUGGACGUGAUGGUGGUGGCCGUGGUCGUCAACAACAGCACCAUGACUAUGACAGUUACUCGCAGCAGGCUUCUAAUGCUCCAGCACAGGCUAACGCUCCGGCGGCUCCGGCGCCGGCAGCUGCAGAUGGAUCUGAUCCGUACGCCCAAUAUGGCGGCUACCAGAACUACCUGGCCCUUUGGUACCAGUCAUUGAUGUACCAGCAACAGCAAGGUGGUAGCGCUCCCCCAGCGGGCGGCCCCCCAGCUCCUGGUGCGGCUUAG